Oppia nitens is the source of this 2005-nucleotide messenger RNA. Its product is annotated as stromelysin-3-like. Gene Ontology annotation, biological process: collagen catabolic process; extracellular matrix organization; proteolysis. The record is from RefSeq and is a predicted model, not a curated record. NCBI's taxonomy places the organism in Eukaryota, Metazoa, Arthropoda, Arachnida, Sarcoptiformes, Oppiidae. The transcript has 9 exons. Gene Ontology annotation, molecular function: metalloendopeptidase activity; zinc ion binding. Gene Ontology annotation, cellular component: extracellular matrix. The coding region runs from base 160 to 1905 and encodes 581 amino acids.
AGGCUGAGGCCUUCAACACUAUUGAAGAUUUUAGUUAAAGACAAUCAUAUAUUAGUUAUAUUUAAUAUUAUAUUAAUUGUGUUGUGUUUAACAUCAACAACAAUAUGCUUACCAAUCAUCUCAAGACAGACCCGAAACGUGCACUCAGAUGUCGGUGCGAUGUUAUAUUUGCAACGAUUUGGUUAUAUGAAUGAGUCGGUUGCGGCCAAUUUGGUCUCAGAAAAGACUUAUUCCGAUGCAGUCUUGGAGUUCCAGAGGUUUGCUGGACUUAACCAAACAGGCCUUCUGGACGAUGAAACCAUUCAAACAAUGAAUUCUCCGCGUUGUGGCAACAAAGACAAAGUCGGACACAGCGAAGAUGCCAAACGAAGGAAACGAUAUGCAUUACAAGGUUCUAAAUGGAGACGAAUAGACCUAACGUAUAGGAUAUCACAAUAUCCGACAAAAUUUUUGAGUAAAAAACAAGAAAUCGAUAAAGAGAUGGCUCGAGCUUUCAAGAUAUGGUCAGAAGUAACACCGCUUACAUUUGAAGCCAAAAAGGAGGGUCGGGUACACAUUGAUAUCAGAUUUGUAAGUGCAGAGCACGGGGAUGGAGACCCGUUUGAUGGUCCGGGCAAUACUCUAGCCCACGCAUACUUCCCUCAAUAUGGAGGCGACGCUCACUUUGACAAUGAAGAGUAUUGGACUAUCUCUUCAUAUGCCGGUACAAAUGUGUUUCAAGUGGCAGCUCAUGAAUUAGGACAUUCAUUAGGUUUGGGUCACAGUAGUGUCCGGGACUCACUAAUGGCACCUUUCUAUCAAAAAUAUAAACCUAAGUUCCGAUUGCACCAGGAUGAUAUACUGGCCAUACAAGCACUAUAUGGUGUUCGCCAUACUGCCAGUGAUCCGGCAGAUAAACCGGUCGAUAAACCAAAGCCAUUAGAUCCAGACCCGAGUGCCGAUGGCCCUGAUCUAUGUCAAGACAGCUCAGUCGAUGCGGUCACUCGUAUUAGUGAUGGUACGACCUAUGUGUUUAAAGGACAGCAUUAUUGGAAAAUAGAGACAACUGGUAUCGCAGAUGGCUAUCCCCGAAAAAUAUCGAGUGAUUGGGACGGAUUGCCCGGCAAUUUGGACUCAGCUCUCACUUGGGCUGACGGCAAAACAUUCUUCUUUAAGGGCGAUAAGUAUUGGAGGUUCAAGAAUAUGCAUAUGGAUAAGGGAUACCCUAAACCUAUUAGCACUGGUUUUGCUGGCAUUCCAGACAAAGUGGGCGCCGCUUUCGUAUGGAGUGGUAAUGGAAAGACUUAUUUCUUUAAAGGUAACGAGUAUUGGAGAUUUGACAGCAAAAAUGAUCCGCCGGUUAGCAAACAAUAUCCAAAGCCAAUCAAGAACUGGAACGGAUUGCCCAACAAUAUCGACGCCGCUUUCAAGUGGGAGAACGGAAUGUCAUAUUUCUUCAAAGGAUCACAAUAUUUCCGCUUCAAUGAUGUCGACUUUGAGGUGGACACUAAAGCAAAACCUCCAUUCCCUCGACAAACUGCCCAGUGGUGGUUUGAUUGUCAGGCCGCUAGUCGUAAACAAAAGAAGGGAAGUAUCAUAACAAGGAGUGGCAGUUUAGUUAAAGAUGACAAACACACCGUCUAUGUUGGCAAUGGUGAUAGCAAUGACAUGGAAUAUAUGGCCGAUGAGAGGACCAGCACAUCAAAGUCAAUGGACGCACAUAUAGUCAAAGUAGAUAAAGAUGACAAAGAGUGGCGAAUGCACGGUCGUCCUGAUCAGGACGAGGUGGCAAUGGCCAGGGAGUCAGGAACAACAUCUAUCAGUUCACUCAGCUGUAAGACUAACCCAAUACUAAUGCUAUUUCUAUUUAUUUCAAUUUUCAAAUAUGUAUUAUUUUAUGGGUCAGCUACCGGUGAUAUACCAUGAAUACCAUGAAUUGGUUCAUUUAUUAUAUUACAAAAUACAUAUAAACUGUGUUUUAAUUUGUUGUCAAACUUAUAACUAACUGAUGGAUGGCUUAUUAGAC